Molecule: messenger RNA, 2132 nt
Organism: Uranotaenia lowii
Lineage: Eukaryota; Metazoa; Arthropoda; Insecta; Diptera; Culicidae
Product: sodium-independent sulfate anion transporter-like
Exons: 4
Coding region: 273-2063 (596 amino acids)
Biological process (GO): transmembrane transport
Cellular component (GO): membrane
Molecular function (GO): sulfate transmembrane transporter activity
Source: RefSeq, a predicted model, not a curated record
GUUACACCCUGUACCGGUACAUAUGUGAUUCUCGAUAAUGGUGGGAACUUUUUCCCAACAAUCUAAUUCAAGUAGAAGCUCCAGGUGCCGGUAAACAGAUUUAGCAACACAUUCAGUCCCGGGCGAUCGACCGCGCUAAACGAUCGCCAAACAUCUUGCCCGGUAGUUCUACGCGUUACCACAAUCGUUUAUCGUUCCUAUAUUUAAGGUCAAAAAUCGGCUUGGAAAGUUGCGUUUCCGGUUUGGAAAAGUUCAGUUCGGGGUAGGGCACGAUGAUCGACUUCGCCAAAAUGUGUGCCCGCAAGUGUUUCGGUGGUUUCCAGAAGGCAAUGACUAAUGCUCCACAAUCGUGUGGAUUCUCACGUGGCCGGUUGAAACGAUUGCUAAUCAGAAGGGUCCACAUUCUCAGCUGGAUCGGGUCGUAUGGCGGUGAUGAACUGGUAUCGGAUCUGAUAGCAGGAAUCACCCUCGGGCUGACCAUCAUUCCGCAGAGUUUGGCAUAUGCGGCCUUGGCCGGACUACCAUCACAUUAUGGGCUUUAUGCGGCGUUUAUGGGAUCCUUGGUCUAUAUCCUCUUCGGAACGGUCAAGGAAGUAUCGAUAGGACCCACCAGCCUGAUGUCUAUUCUUACUGUUCAGUACACCGCCGGCAAGCCUGUUCAGUACGUCAUCAUAUUGGCCUCAUUGGCCGGGCUAGUCGAACUACUGAUGGGCGUCUUAAAAUUGGGCUUCCUCGUAAGCUUCAUACCCAUUCCGGUUACAUCGGCUUUUACAUCAGCGACCUCGAUCAUCAUCAUCGGAACACAACUAAAGAAUCUUCUCGGAAUCUCUGUCACCGGCAAAGGCUUUUUCGACACGGUUUACGCCUUAUCGGGUAAACUAACCGAAACAAGCAUCGGAGAUUUGACGCUAGGCUGUGUGGGUUGUUUCUUCCUGCUGGGCAUGAAGCAAUUGACUCAGAUCCCUAUCAACGAAGGCACCAGAAUGGGGAAGUUUUGGAAAAAGUUCCUGUGGUAUUUGAGCCUCGCGAGGAAUGCGUUGAUUGUGGUCAUCUCAUCGUUUGUGGCCUUCAAAUGGAGCAGCUCGGGCGAGGAGGUUCCGUUCAAACUUUCCGGCCACGUGAAGCAGGGUAUUCCCAGUUUCGAACUUCCGGUUUACGGGGUGCAGUUGGGGAAUAGUACCAUUUCGUACGUGGAAGUUGUGAAGGAACUUGGAAGUAGUAUUAUCGUGAUUCCUCUGGUAGCAGUUCUAGCGAACGUAUCGAUAGCUAAGGCGUUUUCUGCCGGAAAGAUCGUUGAUGCAUCGCAAGAAAUGAUCGCUCUUGGGCUGUGCAACAUUCUUGGAUCGUGUUUCAGCUCGAUGCCAACUUGUGGAGCCUUCACUCGAUCAGCUGUCAGUCAUUCCAGUGGAGUGCGGACGCCACUGGCUGGCCUGUAUUCGGCCAUUAUAACACUUUUGGCGCUGAGUUUGUUGACGCCAUAUUUUUAUUAUAUACCAAAGACCACACUAGCAGCUGUGUUGAUUUGUUCCGUGGUAUUCAUGAUUGACUUCAAAAUCGUGGACACCCUGAGGCAGUCGUCCAAAAUCGAUACCAUCGCCUGGUUUGGAUGUUUCUGCUGCAGUCUGCUACUAGGCGUUGAAGUUGGACUCCUCUUCGGAGUCCUUAUUUGCGUGCUAGGACUCUUGAAGGUUUGGGCCCGACCCACCAUUCGUCAAAAUUGUGUAGAGCAAGCUGGCUUCCGUUACGUAAAACUUAGCCCGGAGGCGGGACUUUUCUUCCCGGCUGUAGAUUUUCUGCGCACCAAGGUCCUCAAGGUGGCCAUUGCCGAACAGGUCCCGAUCGUGGUGGACUGCUCCGCGGUCAUCGGGCUAGAUCACACCUCAACCAAAGGUCUUCGGGAGUUGGCCAAAGAGCUGGAAAAGGUCAAGCAGCGACUUAUUCUCCUCAAUCUUCAGCCAGGGCUGAAAAAACUGCUGAAAGGUGACGAUCCCAAAGGCCCUUUCAGCUUUUGGGAGGACGAAGGCGAUGGUUAUCAAUCCAACGUUCAAAGCAUAAGGUUGUGAACUAGAAUAUUUAAUUUAUUAAAAAUAAAAUAUGCAGAAAAUUGUUUUUCUCUGAGUGCACACCUGCAC